AUGACAAUCACCAGCUCUUACCUCUCUCGAGCGAGUGCUUUGUUACUUCCAUUCCAUAUUCUAACCGGAUACCUGUUGUUUCCUCUUGCGGCCAUACCCAAGCGAGAACUUGGCGAUUCGUCAUCGAUCAAUGCAACAUAUGCUACCUUGGCCUCGUAUCUGAUCACGACUGCGCUUAUUUGUUUUGGGGUUUAUCAUGUGGUAAGCGGUAUUCCUGCAGCAACGCGUGCGUUAUUGGGAGCAGUGAGCAAGACGAAGAAUGGAGAGAAGCCGUCCGUUGCAUUGACUGAAAAGGAGAAGCAGAAACAAAGGAAUAUUAGGUAUGGGGUUAUCGGUGUUACUACAGGUGUUUUGUUAGGAGGAUGUACUGGAUUGGUGGGAGGUUUGGAAGAAAUCAGUUUAGGAUUUUCCGCAGAGUACAAUAUUUGCAACUGUAUGGUAGAGGCUAUAACGGUGUCGCGACAUAAACGUCAAUAUAUAAACCGUCUCAAGAUAUGUUGUCAACCAACAUGCUACGAUGAUAAAUCCCUUCCACGCAAUACCACCUACGUAAUGUGCAUGAGUUUCCUAAACGAACAACUCAAAUUGCAAGAAGAUUACUGGGCGUUCAACGUCACGAUCAAACAAUUCGUAGGAAAAUAUAGAGACGGAACUAAAUGGUUUGACACGAGCGUUUCAUGUCCGCAUAACAAAAAUAUACCGAGACUGACAGGGAGAAGCUCAUCUGCAAGAAAAGGAUCCAUUUUAAUGGUUACAGGUGAAUUAGAAUCAAAAUUUAUUGAAAUGCCAAUCGAAGAAACAACCACGAAUACCCAUGACGAACCAUUAUCACGGUCAUCUUCAACAGUUACUAUCGCCUCGGACCUUCCGGCUUCGCCUCCAACUAAAAAAAAAACGGCUACCAAGAAAACCAACAUUGCGGCAGCGCAGCUGAACCUUAAUCCUUUUCAAUUGUAG
Paraglomus brasilianum is the source of this 957-nucleotide messenger RNA. Lineage: Eukaryota; Fungi; Glomeromycota; Glomeromycetes; Paraglomerales; Paraglomeraceae. The record is from the annotation of a GenBank genome assembly.